AUGGCCUCCUCCAGUACUUGCCAUGAGGCUGAGAAGUCAGAAAAUGUCGACGUUUCUCCGAACAAUGGCAUGGGAAUUCCCUUCGAGCCACUGCCUUUGCUGAGCUGCUUGGCCAUGGCUCUGCAUGAAAACCCUAAAGGCGCUAACCCUAACGCUGGUCCGUGCAGAGGAGAUGGGGAUGACGUCACCGUGGCUCUCCAAAUUGGCCUCCCUAAUUAUUUGGGCGGAUCGGCGCGUUCUUCCUCAGAGAUUACGAGCCGGAGUGCACCUAUGGAAAGAUAUUGGAUCCCUACUCAGCAACAAAUCCUCAUUGGAUUCACCCAUUUUUCAUGCCAUGUUUGCUUCAAAACGUUCAACCGCUACAACAAUCUUCAGAUGCAUAUGUGGGGCCACGGUUCACAGUACCGCCGAGGGCCAGAGUCACUCAAGGGCACGCAGCCGCGGGCCAUGUUGGGGAUACCGUGCUACUGCUGCGUCGAGGGGUGCCGGAACCACAUAGACCACCCGAGGGCCAAGCCACUCAAGGACUUCCGGACCUUGCAGACACACUACAAGCGGAAGCAUGGAUCGAAGCCCUUCGCAUGCCGCAAGUGCGGCAAGCCCCUCGCUGUCAAGGGUGACUGGAGGACCCACGAGAAGAACUGCGGCAAGCGCUGGCUCUGCGUUUGCGGCUCGGACUUCAAGCACAAGAGGUCGCUCAAGGACCACAUCAAGUCAUUCGGCCCUGGCCAUGGGCCUUUUGCUCCUGACUCGUUAGACAUUGGGGUCGAGGUCUCGGGUGGUUCUGUAGCACCGUUCAUGUUUGUCUGA
Messenger RNA from Eucalyptus grandis, 810 nucleotides. RefSeq names its product protein TRANSPARENT TESTA 1. Bases 1 to 810 code for a protein of 269 amino acids. NCBI's taxonomy places the organism in Eukaryota, Viridiplantae, Streptophyta, Magnoliopsida, Myrtales, Myrtaceae. The record is from RefSeq and is a predicted model, not a curated record. Gene Ontology annotation, biological process: regulation of gene expression; anatomical structure development. Gene Ontology annotation, molecular function: DNA-binding transcription factor activity. The transcript has 2 exons. Gene Ontology annotation, cellular component: nucleus.